Messenger RNA from Cervus elaphus (red deer), 1822 nucleotides. RefSeq names its product hexosaminidase subunit alpha (gene HEXA). Gene Ontology annotation, molecular function: beta-N-acetylhexosaminidase activity. Gene Ontology annotation, cellular component: membrane. The record is from RefSeq and is a predicted model, not a curated record. The coding region runs from base 49 to 1638 and encodes 529 amino acids. The transcript has 14 exons. NCBI's taxonomy places the organism in Eukaryota, Metazoa, Chordata, Mammalia, Artiodactyla, Cervidae. Gene Ontology annotation, biological process: glycosaminoglycan metabolic process; carbohydrate metabolic process; ganglioside catabolic process.
CGUCACGUGGCCCGGCCGGCUGGGGGAAGGGAAGCCGACCGGCGGGCCAUGGCGGGCUCCACGCUCAGGUUUUCGCUGCUGCUGGCGGCAGCGUUCGCUGGGCGGGCGACGGCCCUGUGGCCAUGGCCCCAGUACAUUCAGACCUCUGAGCUGCGGUACACCAUCUUCCCGCACAGCUUCCAAUUCCAGUACCAUCUCAGUUCGGCCGCGCAGGUGGGCUGCUCCGUCCUAGACGAGGCCUUCCAACGCUACCGUGACCUGCUCUUCGGUUCCGUGGCUUUCCGUUUUUCCCACCCCAUAGAAAAACGGCAUACGUCAGAGAAGAAUUCAUUGAUGGUCCUCGUCGUCACUCCCGGAUGUGACCAGUUUCCUUCUUUGGGGUCUGUAGAGAACUACACACUGACCAUAAAUGAUGAGCAGUGUCUCCUCCUCUCCGAGACUGUCUGGGGCGCCCUGCGAGGUCUGGAGACAUUUAGCCAGCUUAUUUGGAGAUCUCCUGAGGGCACGUUCUAUGUCAACAAGACGGAUAUUGAGGACUUCCCUCGCUUUCCUCACCGGGGCUUGUUGCUGGAUACGUCUCGCCAUUACCUGCCACUGGCUAGCAUCUUGGACACUCUGGAUGUCAUGGCAUACAAUAAAUUCAACGUUUUCCACUGGCAUCUGGUUGAUGACUCUUCUUUCCCAUAUGAAAGCUUCACUUUUCCAGAUCUCACCAAAAAGGGGUCCUACAACCCUGCCACCCACAUCUAUACAGCACAAGAUGUGAAGGAGGUGAUUGAAUACGCACGGCUUCGGGGUAUCCGGGUGCUGGCAGAGUUUGACACUCCUGGCCACACUCUGUCCUGGGGGCCAGGUGUCCCUGGAUUAUUAACUCCUUGCUACUCUGGGUCUCAUCCCUCUGGCACCUUUGGGCCCGUGAAUCCGAUUCUCAACAAUACCUACGAGUUCAUGAGCACAUUCUUCUUGGAAAUCAGUACUGUCUUCCCAGAUUUUUAUCUGCAUCUUGGAGGAGAUGAGGUUGAUUUCACCUGCUGGAAGUCCAACCCAGAUAUCCAGGCCUUUAUGAAGAAGAAAGGUUUUGGUGAUGACUUCAAGAAGCUGGAGUCCUUCUACAUCCAGACGCUGCUGGACAUUGUCUCUGCCUAUGGCAAGGGCUACGUGGUGUGGCAGGAGGUGUUUGAUAAUAAAGUGAAGGUGCGGCCAGACACGAUCAUCCAGGUAUGGCGAGAAGAGAUACCAGUGAAAUACGUGAAGGAGAUGGCUCUGGUCACCCGCGCUGGCUUUCGGGCCCUGCUGUCUGCCCCCUGGUACCUGAACCACAUAACUUAUGGCCCUGACUGGAAGGAGAUCUACCUGGUGGAGCCCCUGGCAUUUGAAGGUAGCCCUGAGCAGAAGGCCCUGGUGAUUGGCGGAGAGGCCUGUAUGUGGGGAGAGUAUGUGGACAGCACAAACCUGGUCCCCAGGCUCUGGCCUAGAGCAGGGGCUGUUGCCGAGAGGCUGUGGAGCAACAAGAUGGUGUCCAACCUGGACUUUGCCUUUAAACGUCUGUCACACUUCCGCUGUGAGCUGCUGAGGCGUGGUGUCCAGGCCCAGCCCCUCAGCGUAGGCUACUGUGACAUGGAGUUUGAACAAACCUGAGCAAGUAGCCCCCGGCACCAAGGAGGGUACUGGCCCUAGGAGAGCGGAAGCGGGGCCAGGCGUCCACUGCACCCCGCCCGGGGGAUGGAGCCCCUUGCCCGCGUGCCCCUGUGCCUAGAGACAAGGGGGCUGGUGCUGGCGCUGGUGUCCAAUAAAGAGUGAUGUGGCAUUUUUCUAUAACAAA